Molecule: messenger RNA, 4080 nt
Organism: Toxotes jaculatrix (banded archerfish)
Lineage: Eukaryota; Metazoa; Chordata; Actinopteri; Toxotidae
Product: spermatid perinuclear RNA-binding protein-like
Exons: 18
Coding region: 328-2361 (677 amino acids)
Cellular component (GO): precatalytic spliceosome
Molecular function (GO): single-stranded RNA binding; double-stranded RNA binding
Source: RefSeq, a predicted model, not a curated record
CCGAAGCUGCUGCCUCCGCGGUUGCUGUUGUUGUUGUUGCUGCCGCUUCCACUCCACGUUGUGAGCUGCUGUCCGGAUACGAAGCGACACCGGAACGGGGACUUAAUUUCUGUUACAGGACACAGAACCACCAACAAAGUGUCCCCGGAGGCUGUGGGCGCGCUGACCGCUGAGCUCUCUCCUCCUCCCGGCGGUGAACGGACGGCCGGUGAAGUGAGACUGACCAAGAGACCAACAGCCAAGAGACGUCUGACUGCAUGAAGAGGCCGAGUGACGGGACCCUGGUCCUCACCUAGACCUCUCCCACGACCCCCCCACUGCCUGGACAUGAGGUCGUUCCGCUCAUUUGCGAAUGACGACCGCCAUGUCAUGGCCAAGCACGCCAGCAUCUAUCCGGCCCCGGAGGAGCUGGAGGCCGUGCAGACACUGGUGUCCACCGUGGAGGGAGCCCUCAAGAAAGUCUCUGAUUGGAUGGAUGGCCUCAACAAAUCCUCAGGGAAGACCUCCACCAAUAACGAGGCGGGGGACAAGACGGUGGAGGACGAUGCUGCUCAAACAAAGCCGGACGGUACGUCAGUGCUGUGUGGGGUGACGCGUGUCAGCCUGGUGGCCAAAGGCCUGCUGAUCAAAGGGGACAUGGACCUGGAACUGGUGCUGAUGUGCAGAGAGAAACCCACCAAACUGCUGCUGUACACCAUCAGCGCCAACCUCCCCCUGCAGAUCCAGACAAUGACGGAGGACAAAUACGAGGUGCGGUCGUGUGUGCCGGAGGCAGCUAUCCGGGUCUGCAGCACCAAAAACCCUCAACUCACGCUGAAGAUCACCCUGUCCUCCUUAGCCAUGAGGGAGGAACACAGCACCACAGAAGAAGAGGAGGACGAUCAGGACGUCAACAAGAAGAAGCAGGAGGACAAGGAGGAGGACGACGACGUCCUGGACAGGCAUAAGUGCCAGGCUGCGCUGGCUUCGCUCCGACACGCCAAAUGGUUCCAGGCCAGAGUCACAGAUCUCAAGUCCUGCGUCAUCAUCUUGAGGAUCCUCAGAGACAUGUGCAACAGGCUGCCUGUGUGGCAGCCUCUCAAAGGAUGGCCCCUGGAGCUGAUCUGUGAAAAGGCCAUAGCCACCUGUAACCGGCCGCUGGGUCCAGGUGAGGCCUUGCGUCGAGUCAUGGAGUGCAUCGCCUCAGGGAUUCUCCUGCCAGGAGGUCCUGGAGUUCACGACCCCUGUGAGAGGGAACCAACAGACGUCCUGUCUGACCUCAGCGCCCAGCAGGCCGACGCCAUCACACACAGCGCACAGCAUGCGUUACGCCUCCUAGCCUUUGGACAGCUUUACAAGGUCUUGAAUAUGGAUCCUCUCCCCGCCAACAAGCCCUCACCGAGGCUCUUAGAAGGCGGCUGUCAGAAGAGGCUUCGGGAGGAGGUCGGGUCAGAUGACAGAGACUUCAUCAAAAGGAUGAAAGUCCUAGACUGGAGAAUGACGGAUCCAAACCACCCCAUGAACGCUCUCAUGCGUCUGAACCAGAUCCACCCGGGUCUCCAGUACCGCCUGCUGUCCCAGUCCGGCCCGGUCCACGCUCCGGUCUUCACCAUGUCUGUGGAGAUCCAGGGAACCACCUACCAGGCCACCGGGAACUCCAAGAGAACCGCCAAGCUCCAAGUAGCUCUCAAGGCGCUGCAGGCUCUGGGCUACGUGCUCGGCAGCGAUGGCGACGUGGACUCGCUGAGCGCCGACGAGAAGUCAGAUGGCGAAGGCAAGAACGACAGGAUGUCCACCAGCUCCAGCUCCACCUCCAUCACCUCCUCCACAGACGCACAGGAGUCCAGAGCUCCAGGUCCGAUCCUGACGGCGGGAGGGAAAAACCCGGUGAUGGAGCUGAAUGAGAAACGCCGCGGCCUCAAAUACGAGCUGAUCUCAGAGAGCGGCAGCAGCUACGACAAACGCUUCAUCAUAGAGGUGGAGGUGGACAAGCAGGUUUUUCGGGGGACGGGUCCCAAUAAGAAAGUAGCCAAGGCUUGUGCCGCGCUGGCCGCCCUGAACAGUCUGUUCUCCGGCUCCAAAUCUACGAGCAGCAAGAAGAAACGGCCCAACCCUCCACCAAAGCGACCCGUGGCCUCAGUGCUGACCCUCCCGGCCCUCGCUGCCAGACCUCCACGGGUCCCCGUCAUCCCCAGAGCUCCCUACAUCAGCACCCCACCCACGCACGGAUACAUCCCCCCAGGUUUCGGUGCUCCUUAUGGUUACAGCCCUGCAGGCGCCCUCCCUGCCUACGGUGGCCUGUACAUCGACAGUGCCUAUUAUCAGCCGCAGACCAUAGCCACACCUAUAAUCAUCCACCUGGGCCCUCAGGAUCUUUUCUGACCCCGCCGAUGUACCAAGACCACACUCGGCAACAGACUCGACCUCCUGUUUAAUCCCUCACCCUUAUUAAACCCUGUCAGCGCCUCUCAAUUACUGCGGCACUGUUCCCCCGGGUUUCUCCUUCCACAUGAGACAAAGCAGCAAUAUUGAAAGCAAUAUGGAAGUGAAAACACCUCGGGCAACACUCUGCCAAGUCCAGGUCAGGUUUAAGUGAGGAAGAGGCCGCAGCCGAGACUUUGUUUUACCCAGCUCGCUCAGAAAACGUCAAUAAAACACAAAGCAAUACUUCUUCUGCCUUCGGGAAUCUCAAUGUGUUCGAGGGCAACUUGGCUCGAGUCUCAAACGGUUUUUCAGUUGCAGAAACUGAACAGACCGUCAGCUCCGGCACAUUCACGUCAGUGUGACCUACUGUAUGUAAAUAAAACAUUUACUACACUGUAUAUAUGGAUGUUUGUGAGUUUUGAAUAUAUAUAUAAAACAUGUUAAUAUGUUUGAAUAUGUAAAACCCACAAACGGGUAAAGGAACAUAUUUAUAAUAUAUCUCUGAAUGUAAAUACAGAAGUAGCUUUGUAUUGAAAGCACUCUCAGAUAUGCUAUCUCUAAAUAUUAAGAGUUAAAUACAUUUUACAAAUUGUCUAUAACAAUGUCUAUAACACUGUAUUGGUAUGUUGAUGGUAUAUAAUCCCAAAUGAAACAUUGCUGCACAUAGUAGAAUAAGUAGAACUUUUACAAUCCAAAGCACCAAGAUAAAUAUAAUUUGACAAAACCAAUUUAUAAACGAUUUUAAAUCAUCAUCAUCCUCUGUAACACAACUGCUGGGUUUUUAGCUUGUAUCAGUGGAAGGGACCCGACAAGGGGUCAGAGGUCAAAGCUUACAGGUCACAAGAUGUUUGACAGAAUAUUUCUGUAUAUUUUUCCAACUUUCGUCAAAUCUUUUAUUUUUAACUGGAUCAUUUCACCUUUAAAAUGAUUCAAAUACGAAGCGGUCACAGCCGUUGGAUAAAAUGAGGGAUGAUAAGAUGACGUUUAUUUGGUUUAGUGGCCACAAGACGAAAAGUUUGGGAACCACUGAUUUAAAUGGUUGUAGAUGUUCCUGAGAGAAAAGGCACAAAGCUUUAAAAAGUGUUAGCAAUUAAGAAAUCUUUAUGUAAAAAAAACAGUUGGCUUGUUUUCAACUAAAUUCUGUUUAAAAGUGAUAAAGCGAGCUAAUAGCAUUAGCACGUUACUGAAAAUUUUGAUUUAAAGAGUGAUAAAGUUUUAUGAAGCGGUUCCAGAUUUAAUGAGCUGUUAAGAUGUUUCCGGUGCACGUGUCCUCGCUGCAGCUGGACUGAAAGCACAAGUGUCUAAAGCAAUAUUCAACUCAGGACCCUUCAAACCAUUAAAAACCACAGGAAUGCAAACUUAAUCUGAUCAUGUGACGCGCACAUAAACAGAUGAAAGAAAACUGUGAACAGUGCCUCUGUGCUGUCGAUGACCCGAUGCUUGGGCAGAAUGUGAAUUCCACUAUGAUUAUUCAAAAUACUCAGUGUAAUGUCUCGUACUGUUUAAGUGUUGAUGAAAGUUUCUGGUUGAAUGUAAAAACAAAUGUGGCCACAAAUUACAGAAGAUUCAGACUAAAGUACUGUACAGGAUACUGUUUUUUUUUUUUAUUAUUAUUAUUAUAUUAAGAUUUAAAUUUGUCAAUCAACUGCUGUCAAUCAACCUCUACAUGUCAUGUCA